Molecule: messenger RNA, 1548 nt
Organism: Anopheles cruzii
Lineage: Eukaryota; Metazoa; Arthropoda; Insecta; Diptera; Culicidae
Exons: 3
Source: RefSeq, a predicted model, not a curated record
UAUGCGCGCCAAGCGUACGAAGCCGUCGCCCAGCUCUACCACCGAGAGGCUCACUUUGUGGCGAUCAACUGUUGGCAGCCAGGCGGCGAGUGUCGGCAGCGGUACACGAAGGUGCUCUCUUGGCCGGUGCUGAUGGCGUACCAACCGAACGGGUUUGUGAUCCAGUACCACCAAGCGUGGACGGCCGGUGCCCUUUCGCGAUUCGUCCAAUCGUUGGUGGCACCGCUGCAGCGGUUCGUUAAUCCUGCCGACCUGAUGGAUCGAAUGACCGGCAAGGAUGCUGUGAUCGUCGCAUUCCUUGAGGUGACCAACGACAGCAAACUUUACCACCAGUACUAUCAGGCGGCCGUUAAGUGGCUCGAGAAGGAUCCGUUCCAGGAAGUUUCAUUCGGGGUCGUGACGGGCGAGUCCUGCAAGCUGUUCGGCGUCGAAACGCAACCUUCCAUUCGGCUGUACUUGUGGAAUGAAACAAUCGAGUACGUCGGUAAGGAAUCGUGGACACCGAGGGAGCUGAACGGUUGGCUCGUUAAACAUCUGCAGGUCGUCUCGAUGUGGAUCGCACCGCCCGGGUCGAAAUCCAGCACGAUCGCACCGUACUUCCGGCAGGGUCCGGUUCUGUUUCUCUUCAAUCCGCGGCCACUGUAUGCCGAGGGAGACAGUUCCGAUGCGUACAUGAUGCUCCGGCAGCUCAGCAUGCACUAUUACAACUGUGCCGGCGAUACCUGGGUACAGGAAAUGGCCCGUGAGUACAUUGCCGAACAGCGUCUGGUCGCCCUCGAGCGGUACACUCACCGAAAGGUCCAAUGUGGAUCCAUUCUGGGGCGACACCCGUCGCAGGAUGACGAUGAAGGAAGAGGGGCCGAUGGUCGCCGUCGACGCCGUGGCGGUAUCGAUCGAUCGACCGUGUCCGUUUCGUUUGUGAAUGUGCUCAAUUCGUCAAAGUUUGCCGAUGGAAGAAAGCUUGCGGGCCAAUCUGGAGGAUCGGAACCCGAUUCCGCGUACUGUGACAUAGCCCCGGCACUGGCCGGAAGGUGCCAACCGACGGAAAGCUGCGGAGCCCGUUUCGGUCCCGAAAUGAAACCAUCCCUGCGGUGGAGCGGUACAGGGCAGCAGCAGCAGGAAGAAGAAGAUGGGUGUCCGGCAAGGGCACGCCCUACACCGGAGGCUUCCGAGGUGGUCACUUCAAGUGCAAUCGACUCGACGCACGACUAUCGGGGUCCGAAAUUGCUCACCAAACAGUACCUCCGCCGGCAGUGCGAGCUGUUUCGGUUGGCGGAGGGCGAUGGAACGCACUUGUUCUACCCGGAGCCGGAAGGCGAAUCGGACGCAAUCUACGCUGCGGUCGGUGGAUUGUCGUGCAAGCAUAACAAAACCCUCACCUUCCUCAGUAUGGACAGCUCGCUGUACCAUUCGUUUAGCGAGCGGCUUGGGAUCGACGUGCUGCAGGAACCGAACCGAACCGUGGCCUUCAUCGUGGACGCCGAGAACGAAUCGACGUACGCGUUACGGUCACCCAUUAACCUGCGGACGUUGGCACGUUUCGUGCAC